This is a messenger RNA of Mya arenaria, 1596 nucleotides long. RefSeq lists its product as uncharacterized. The record is from RefSeq and is a predicted model, not a curated record. The coding region runs from base 148 to 849 and encodes 233 amino acids. The transcript has 5 exons. NCBI's taxonomy places the organism in Eukaryota, Metazoa, Mollusca, Bivalvia, Myida, Myidae.
UUUUAAUUUCAAUUAUUUCUACGUAAUUGACGUCCUUCCUAUCGUCCAAUCGUAACGGUUGUUACAUAUUAGACAAACUCUGCUUGAAGUUAUAACAAAAUGUUCGUAAAUAUCUGAACGGUUAUGUGUUGAUUAAACGAAAUAAACAUGAUCUUCUACAUCCUCCUUAUAUCAACGCUGAUUGGCGCCAACUCAGCUAAAAGAUACCCCGCUCGCAAAUGCGUCUUCUCUUAUGAGGAUGCUUGGACAUAUGGCCGGGUCAAUCCGGGACACCAAUGGAUUUGCUCAGAGGACCAGUAUGCGGAGACAACAUACCCAACGGCAACUAUAGAUGCAUUGCUAACAAAAUAUGCACACUACAAGGCAGAGCUGGAAAUUACGCGCUCCUGUGUGGAUUUUGUUGAUUACAACGCAGACAGUCUAGAAGGGUAUGGAACAUACUACAAUUGGACGAGUAUGUGUAAACUGGUACGAACACCUAUAAAAAUGGUAUGGGCGAAACCAGAUGGAUUACUGACGCCGGAACUUGCGGCCAUCAAUGGAGGAUUCUUACCCUGCUUUGUAUUAGAGGGUCAAUUCCUGUAUAAUGCCGAAUGCGUUCAUCCGUUCUAUGGAACAGACACGUCAUCAAACAGUGGAGUGGCUAGACUUCUGGCUGCCACAACAUGGACGCCAGUGACGAAGAAAUCAUGUUACCAGAGUUAUUUUUACAUACCGGGCUACAUCUGUAAGCCUUCAGGGUUUGUGACCAGACGCGUGUUGGUUUAUUCACCACAUCUGGACUUGAUUUUCAAGACAGAGAUCACUGACAUUCCCACAUCGUGUAUUUGUGCUAAAUGUGAUUGUUAAGGCGCGUGUUUAUGUAUAUAUUAUAUAUACAAAUACUUUGGAACAAAUAUGGAUGCAAAGGUCUUUAUUUGUGUUUAAAAAAUGUAAGUUGCUGCUUUGGAGAAAAACUAUUUCACAAAUACUUGUCUCCGUAUAACUAAAUACUACUUGUAAAUCAUAUUGACCAUGAUCUUGUCUCAAUGGACGUGUCACGUACGACCACUAUUUCUGAUAAUUUCGAAAGCUUUUAUAAGAUGGCCAUGGUUCCUUUGAAAUUGCGAAUAAACAUUUCAAUAAAAUAAUUAUGUUACGUUGACGUACUUUCUAACUAAAACUCUUCUCUAUGUUACGAUAUUUUGUCGGACGUCUGUUGACACGGUGCGUCCAGUGUGUAUGUACGCAUAUGUGCAAAUGACAAACAAUUAUAACAUUGUACAAUGUAAACAUAAACAUGAAUACAAUCUGGGCUGGUAUUCAAUAUUGAGCCUAAUUGGCUCUAAGAACGAUGUAGCUAAUCGGAUCGCGUGGAGAAGAUAACGGACAUAUACAGUGAAUAAAGUCACUGAUGCAUGACCAUAAGAUUGAAUUAAAUAGCACAUUGAAUACAACCCCAAGACAACAUUUUAUUAAAGAUAACCCGGCGCUUAAAAAUCUGGCUUGGGAAGAAGUGCUAACUAUAUGUAUUGUUUCGAUAAUUAAAGCGUGUAAAUGGUGUAGUUUGUAUGAAUAAACAAGAGCUGUGAAAAGACUGCGCACUCUUAAAACAAG